UUCACAGUUAGACCUACAAAACAUCACAGAUCAGCCAUUCUCAAAUCUACAAUUUCCAUGGCCACCCCACAUGAGAGCCAUCAUCCGAAUGUCUCAAUUAGGAGGACAAUCAUUGUACGACCAAAAUCAAUGCAACCUCCAAAGCUCCUCAAUCUCUCUAACCUGGACAGACAGUGUCCAGCUCUCAUGUUCUCCGUCUUCUUUUAUAAACCACCUCUCAAUGAUAACUUUUCCAAGAAUGAAAUUUCACUUGGUCGUGUGUUUGAUAGCUUAAGACUUGCCCUAGAAGAGACUUUAACGGUGUGGCAUCCAGCUGCUGGUAGGCUCAGCUUGAACCAAGAAGAUGGGAAGCUCAAUCUUUGGUGCAACAAUGAAGGUGUGGUUUUAGCUGAAGCUGUUGCUCAAGUAAAGGUUUCAGAGCUUGGAGAUCUUUCGGAGUACAAUGAGUUCUUUGAGAAGUUGGUCUACAAGCCUGACUUUGAUGGGGACUUGUCCAAGAUGCCUCUAGUCGUUGCUCAGGUGACUCAAUUUGAAUGCGGAGGAUAUUCGAUAGGGAUCGGUACAAGCCACUCAUUAUUCGACGGACCUGCCGCGUACAACUUUCUCCAUGCCUGGUCUUCAAAUUCUACAAUUACGAAAGAAAAGGGAUGUCGUCAUGAGAUUCCUAUGCCGGUGCAUGACCGAGGAAGGCUAUUGCUUCUGAAUCCUCAGAAACAAGUGGCGAUCGCUAACCCGGUCAAAAGUGCUGCUGCUAUAGAGCAUUUAUAUCAAUUGAUAAUGCAAUCGACCGUCAAUCCAAACAUCUUGUCUGAUGUGAAGAGUUCAAGUUUGGUUCUCAAGACUUUUGAUUUGUGCGGGGAGUUCAUCGAAAGCUUAAAGAGGGAGUUGUGCAAGGGGAUGAAUGGCAACUUCUCAUGUUCAUCCUUUGAGGUGGUUUCAUCUCACCUGUGGAAGGCAAGGACCAAGGCUUUAGGACUAAACAAAGGGACGCUGGUGUGCCUCCAAUUUGCAGUGGACACAAGGAACAGGGUGUCGCCGCCACUCCCGAAGGGUUUCAGUGGCAAUGCGUACGUGCUCACCUCGGUGGCGUUAACAGCCGGAGAACUGAUGGAUUUGAGCCAAGCAGACGUGAUCGAGAAGAUAAGAGAGGCCAAAAGAUCUGUCAACGAUGAAUAUGUGAUGGCGUACAUGAAAGCACUUGAAGGGCCACCAGGUUCCUUGCCUCCAUUGAAGGAGCUGACCCUUGUGUCCGACUGGACGAGAAUGCCAUUCCACAAGGUUGGUUUCCUAAGUGAAGAAGCAGCCUAUGUGUCCCCUUUGGUCCCUCCCAUCCCACAAGUUGCUUACUUGAUGCAAAAACCUACCGGUGAUCACCUGGGAAUCCAUGUGAGGAUCGGUUUGCCAUCGGAGAUCUCAAGCGCUUUCGCCAAAUACUUCCUCUCGGUAAACCCAUGGAAGAAGUUGGCACCGACAGAUCAAGGAAUCGAUCGACUUUCGUGA
This is a messenger RNA of Rhodamnia argentea, 1500 nucleotides long. RefSeq names its product brassinosteroid-related acyltransferase 1. The record is from RefSeq and is a predicted model, not a curated record. Gene Ontology annotation, molecular function: acyltransferase activity, transferring groups other than amino-acyl groups. The transcript is spliced from 3 exons. NCBI's taxonomy places the organism in Eukaryota, Viridiplantae, Streptophyta, Magnoliopsida, Myrtales, Myrtaceae. Bases 58 to 1500 code for a protein of 480 amino acids.